CACACACACACUCUCUCUCACACACACACACACACACACACUAUGAAGGUCCAUUUUGUGAGAGCUUCACUUUUUCUAAUAAUCAUGAGGCAGCACUGAUGAAGAGUCUAAAACAGCAGCAUCAUCAUCAUCAUCAUCCAUCGGACAGACAGAAAUGACUCAUUGCGCACAGUCAGUCAGUCAGUCAGUCAGUCGGGGUGCGUGAAUUUUACGCGUUGCUGUGGAGGAUCGAUGAAACCUCCAAUACCCAUAUUGUGGUCGUCUGUGCAAGGCGUGGCUUGGUGUCACUGACACACGGUUGAUUUUCCACGUUCAUUCCCAGGGUUUGGCCACGGACGCGCAAACGGCACCGCGCGGCACGGGACAUAAAAGCGUCAGUGAAGACUUAGGUCAAGCAACUGUUUCCAAGUUUGGAUUACAACGAAACUCAAAGACUUAACACAGUGAGAACAUGGGAACUAACCCAAAAAGGACAGUGACGGUCCAGAUGGUGCCUCAGCUGGCUGCGGUGGACGCACUCGGCAAUAAGGAGCCUAAUGCCAACUGGACUAAAGAGGCCAACCUCAAACUCUCACAGGUUUGUCCAAACCCCAUCCUCACAUCUCCUGAUCACACACAGGACAACUUACCAGUGACUGCUGCUCCCACUAACAUCAUCCCACACACCCCAAAAACAGCUACCAAGGGAAGUGAACCAAUUCCAGACCAUGGAAACCAGAUAAAAACUGAGCAUGUGACAGGUGGAGACCAACAGAUGCCAGAUACUUCUCUACCUGGCAACGGUGCGGGUGAGGCAGGGGGCGACCAGAGGGAUUCAAACGCUAAUAUGAAAAUGUUAAGCCUGGGUGAUGAAAAGGAUAUAAGUACGGCUGGUGUGCCAUCUGCUCUGACAGCGUCAACAGUCGAUAUACACGCCGGUGACUGCAGAAUAAAAGGGCCAAGUGCAGCAGCGGAGCAGUGUGUAAAGCCGCCGUCCUCGGCCAAAGACAAAGCACGAGAGGACAACAAUAAUGAAUACGUUACUACAAGUAAUAAAAACCUUAUCAAUGCCAGUGAUUCAAAACAAACAGCAUCUGCACACCAAGAGGGAAGUAAAGGCAGUGUAUCGGCUAACAAAAACCAGCACACUGCUACAAUACAGAAAUCUACAGACCCUGAUCACAUACCAAACCCUUCACAGAGCUGUGACCGUCUGCAAGAGACUCCCACACCUGAGAAAAGCCUGGACACUAUAACUCCACUCAGCUCUAUUAAGCCUCUGUCCGUCGGCAGAGAAGAAGAAGACAGGUCUACAAAUUACAAUUCAACUUCAACUGUGUCAGAGAAGCAACUGGAGAAGAAAAAACAAGUCUCCUCAGAUAAACAUCAGCCAUUGUCUUCACAGUCGGCCUCUGCUUCUCUGCCGCAGGCUAAACAAAUCACACAGGCGUGUGGACAGGUGGCCGAAGGAGCCGGCCAGACUAUCACAGCUGUUUCUGAAGGGCAGCAGGAGCACUGCAAACUCUACAGGGAGGCUUCGACCAUGACCUCAUCCCUGUCGUCCACCACAGUCAAGCAGUGUCAUGAUAUGGAGGUGCAAGCAGUGGCUCACAUGUGCAGUAAAGCCGUGGCCACAAGUCCGAGCUUGCUGCCUUUGAGCCGCAGGCUGAGCAGUGCUGCAGUCCCUCAGGAGGACGUGCAGAGCUUGGCUGUAGUCUAUCAGGAGGACAGGGGUGUGUGUCUCCAGGAGACGCACAAGACUCCUGUAUCAACCUCGACUGAUCCAAGGUCAGAGAGACUUACAGUAGAGGCAGAGAUGUGUCAUAACCAAACUGCAGCCAUGGUUUCUAACUCCAAACCAGAUGGAGGAAUUGGAGUUGAGCUUAAAGAACCUGUGCCAGCUCGAUGUAACAUCCAGCCAGUUUAUCAAAUCAACAUUGAACACAGCAGCCAGAGGGAGCAGGGAGAGACCGGUAACUCCCAGUGUCAAACUGCAGCUCAGACAUCUGCAGCAAAAACAAGCACUGCUGAAGCUCCCGCUCUCAAAUCAGGAACUCCCCCAGAGACAGCGGGUGCUUCCAAGUCUGGAUCUGCUGACUGUAACAAUACUGCGCCGUCUCAGGCUGCUGUGGCCACCAAGCCUGACCGGGCACUGCAAACAAAAGCAGCAAAAAACACCACAUCCAAAAAAAAGGAAGCACACGCGGGCAAAAAGAAGGCGGGCGCGGAAGGAAAAAGCAAGGGCGAUGAUCAGUCAGGAAAGACGAAAGACAAGAGCGUCCAUGACGUCGUCUGGGAUGAACAAGGGAUGACUUGGGAGGUUUACGGGGCCUCUGUAGACCCAGAGUCCCUUGGUUUUGCCAUUCAGAGCCACUUGCAGUGCAAAAUUAAGGAGCAAGAGAGGAAACUAAUUGCCCAGACUUCCCUCCGAAAGUCAGUCUCUGCUGUCGACUCACCACAACAUGACAGGAAGAACAAAAGGAGGCAGCAGAACAUUUUCAGGUCAAUGCUGCAAAAUGUCAGGCGGCCCAACUGCUGCGUGCGUCCCCCUCCCUCCUCUGUCCUCGACUAGCACAGCACAGAGAAAGAGCCAAAGUCGGGCUCCCCUCUUUUCCUAGAGGUCAAAAUGUUUGUCCUCCGCUCGUCACGACUGCAAUGCCAAGUGAAACACUGAUGGGUUGACGGUCUCUGUAAGUAAGUGAGUAUACCGGAAUGUUGUUGCAUUAAAGAGUCAAACUACUUGUGAUGUUUGUGAUCAAAGGAA
Molecule: messenger RNA, 2743 nt
Organism: Solea senegalensis (Senegalese sole)
Lineage: Eukaryota; Metazoa; Chordata; Actinopteri; Pleuronectiformes; Soleidae
Gene: gprin3b
Product: GPRIN family member 3b
Exons: 2
Coding region: 452-2551 (699 amino acids)
Biological process (GO): neuron projection development
Cellular component (GO): plasma membrane
Source: RefSeq, a predicted model, not a curated record